CCCGGAGCGGGGCCGCGCGCCUGGAAGGGAGCCGCUUUCCCUGCUGCGAGCGGGAGGGGCAGGAAGAGCGGCCAGAAAUCACCCGGGGGAAGACGCUGCGGGACCGCCGGGAGCCGCGCCUGGCCGGGCCCGAUCCGCCUGCUCCGCAGACGCCGAAGGGAUCUGGAGCGCAGACUGGCGGGGGGAGGCGCCCUGCAAACUUCCUCUCCGGCGUCCUCCGGCGGCCCCUGCUUCGAUCUUGGCGGCGCGUGGUGCCUGGCUGGAUGUCGCCGCCGAGCACGCAGGGAAGGAAGCGCUGGAGGAGCCCAGCUGUGGCCUUAGCAAGCACUUCAGCCCCGGCUCCCACCCGCAGAGGAUGCAUUUCAGCACCGUCACCAGAGACAUGGAAGCCAUCUCCAGCCCCUGGCUCACCCAGCUGUCCCAUUUUUGCGAUGUUGCAGCUUUCACGGCCAACAGCCUGAGCAGCCUGAACGCCUCCGGCGGCUACCACCUCUCCCCUUCCCCGGGGGACCCCUACGGGCAGCCCGAGCCGCCGCACUACGAGCCCUGCUCGGCCCAGCAGCACCCGCACCAGCACGGCUACCCGUUCGGGGGCGGCCCGGGCUCGGGCCCCAACCCGCCGCCGCCCGGCCCGGAGCCAGCCGAGAGCGGCGGCGGCGGCGGCGGGGCUGCUGCUUCGGGCUGCUCCGCCGCGCCGGCGGCCAAAGCGCCCGUCAAGAAGAACCCCAAGGUGGCCAACGUGAGCGUGCAGCUGGAGAUGAAGGCGCUGUGGGACGAGUUCAACCAGCUGGGCACCGAGAUGAUCGUCACCAAGGCCGGCAGGCGCAUGUUCCCUACUUUCCAGGUGAAGAUCUUUGGAAUGGACCCCAUGGCUGAUUACAUGUUGUUAAUGGAUUUUGUACCCGUGGACGACAAAAGAUAUCGAUAUGCCUUCCACAGCUCCUCCUGGCUGGUGGCCGGCAAAGCUGACCCUGCUACCCCAGGGAGAGUUCACUAUCACCCCGACUCUCCUGCUAAAGGAGCCCAGUGGAUGAAACAAAUAGUGUCCUUCGAUAAACUGAAGCUGACCAACAAUUUAUUGGAUGACAACGGGCACAUCAUUUUGAACUCCAUGCACAGAUACCAGCCCCGUUUUCAUGUGGUCUACGUGGACCCCAGGAAAGACAGCGAGAAGUAUGCGGAGGAGAACUUUAAAACGUUUGUGUUCGAGGAGACCCGCUUCACCGCCGUGACCGCCUAUCAGAAUCACAGGAUCACACAACUCAAGAUUGCCAGCAACCCCUUCGCUAAAGGAUUCAGAGACUGUGAUCCAGAAGACUGGCCCAGGAAUCACAGACCAGGGGCCCUUCCUCUGAUGAGUGCUUUCGCCAGGUCCAGGAAUCCAGUAUCUUCCCCUGCACAUCAGAAUGGGACUGAGAAAGACGCUGCGGAGAGCCGACGGGAGUACGAGCGGGAAGCGGCCAGCGGGACCCCUCUCCACGCCGACCCCGCGCACCAGCAGCUCCUGUCGCGGGUGCUGAGCCCGGCCCUGCCCGUCCCCGGCGCGGGGGGGCUCGUCCAGCUGAGCAGCCCGCCCGGGAGCCGGCCCAGCCCCCCGCACCACGAACUGCGGCUGGAGCCCCCCGCCUCGGAGCCCCUGCACCACCACCCCUACAAGUACCCGGCGGCGGCGGCGGCCUACGACCACUACCUGGGGGCGAAGAGCCGGCCCGCCCCCUACCCCCUGCCCAGCAUCCGGGGCCACGGCUACCACCACCACCACCACCACCACAUGGGCCCGCCGGCGGCCAACGUCUACUCCGCGGCGGGCGCGCCGCCCAGCUAUGAGUACGGGCCGCGGUAACCCGCCCGCCCCCUGCCGGCCCGGCCCCGCCCUGCCCUGCAUGGUGUGCGCCCCCGCCCCGCGCCCCGCGCGCCGGCUGCUCGGCUCUGCCCACCCGCCCCCGGGCUCGCCGGGGAGAGCGGGCGGGGGCGGGGCCGGGGCAUCCGCCGACUGGCCGCGGCGCUUCGCUUUGCUCCGGGGACGAAGCCGGAGGGGGCGCGUCCCGCUCCCGCGUGAGCGACGCUCACGGCCCCUCGCACUGAUGAUGGUUCGUGCUCCCGAGGCCCCGGGACGGAGGCCGGCCGGGGUGACUCGCCCGCGGCAGAGCCAGCCGCAGACUCUCGGUUUCCCAACGCCCAGGCCUGGCCCACGUGGGCUCUGGGCGGGAAUCAUGGUAACACCGAACGAGGCGGGGUCCUGUGCUCCGCAGCUGGCCCUGGGCACCUGCAGUCCCUUGGCCUGGUCCUACUCCUCGUGAGAGCCACCCACGUGGGAUUGUGGUGACUUACUGCUGUGGGAGGACUGGGGCUCCCUUGGCUUUAGACCUUCCCCCCCCCCACCGUAUUUUCCAGGGGACUAGCGAUGGAAGUAGGGCUUAAAGUUAGGAAAUGUUUUGAUGUUGCCAGGUGACCUCCAGCUAGGUCCUUCCCAGAGCCCAUCUCUUCAUGACUGAUGAGUAGGGGGCAACUUUAUACACAAGCAACUGUUUGGGGCCUUGUGCUUCUCUAAUGUAGCCCCAGGCCAAGAACAGUGCUACAGAUUUUUAUUUUUCCCAACAAUCGGUAUUAAGGUCAUUACAAGCAUCCAGAAAAAAAGCUAAAGUUUGGGCCAUAUUUUCAUAUUCUCAGAGGGGUCAUGAUGGCUGGUGAUGAGAACACCACCAAAGCAGCCCUACAACACUACCUUGCCUGGUGAUUUCCUGGUUUCUUAAUACUCUCUAUUGCAGUCUGGCCUUUUAGAGAAUUCCCCCCCCCCAACAUGCUUUUCAGGGGCUGGCCCUAUAUCUGGCAGAGCUGCAGUCUUACAGUGACCAUUUUGCAACUGGCUGCUUGCUGUGUGCCCCUUCUUACAUCUGGAAAGUACAUUUUAUGUCUUCCCUCAGGUUGCUUUUCUUGUGGAGAUGGUCCACAUCCCAAAAUGUCGCUUCUGGCAUAUGUCUCCAGCUACACAUUAUGAAUAUCCAGACUACAUUUUGGCUUGGUGUUCCACCACUUGUCAAGCCAGUCCUGUAUUUCAGAGAAGGAUCUAACCGCUAAUUGACCAUGUGGGUUUAUAAGUGCCUCCGUCCUCCUCCCCCGCUCCACAGAAUUCUGUGAAAAGAGAUGGGUUAUAUUUUAUGUCCUCUGAUUCAUCCAUAUUAGUGCCUCUGCAUUGCAAAUUCCACAGUGUUCUCUAGGUAUCUUUUUGAAAGAGGAUUCCUUACCUUGUGAAGGUGGCAAAUGUUAAGAUCGCAUAGUAAUGUCUAUCCAGUCUUCAGCAAUAGGCUCUAUCCAGAAGAGAUACAGGCAGAUGUGAAUAUUUUCUGUAACUUUUUCCAUUACAAAAAUCUGGAUCAAUUGUGAAGAUUUGUGCAAGCACCAUGUGUUUUUAUUUGACAUUUGCAGUGAAUUGUGAAAUUUUUAGUGUCCGACUACACAAUAAUAACUGUUCUCAAAAAGGCUGAUGUGAAAUAGACUUGUGCAUAUUAUUAGUCAGCUGGAAACUGCUUUCUGACAUGCCCUGUUGCUUUGUCGCUGUUAUUUCAGAGUUUUCACUAUGAUUUGUUACCUGGACAUUGAUUAGUGCCAAAGCUUUUGUUUAAUGAAGUUGUUAUAUUUAUUUUUUUCUUUCAGAGAUUAUACAAAUGUUUUUGGUUUUGUUUUCAUAAUAGUUGCAGUGUAGGAAAAAGUCAAGACAACCAAAGAGUCAUAUCUGCAAACAGUGUAGAUACUUGUAGAUAUUUAUAGAUAUGUGUAGAUAAUCUUAUUACAGUUAAAUUGAAAAGACAUUGGACAGUGACAUUUAUAAAUGGU
This is a messenger RNA of Mauremys mutica (yellowpond turtle), 3834 nucleotides long. It is a transcript of the gene TBX1, whose product is annotated as T-box transcription factor 1. The transcript has 9 exons. Gene Ontology annotation, molecular function: DNA-binding transcription factor activity, RNA polymerase II-specific; RNA polymerase II cis-regulatory region sequence-specific DNA binding. The record is from RefSeq and is a predicted model, not a curated record. Bases 356 to 1843 code for a protein of 495 amino acids. Gene Ontology annotation, cellular component: nucleus. NCBI's taxonomy places the organism in Eukaryota, Metazoa, Chordata, Testudines, Geoemydidae. Gene Ontology annotation, biological process: cell fate specification; positive regulation of DNA-templated transcription; regulation of transcription by RNA polymerase II.